Mauremys mutica (yellowpond turtle) is the source of this 3180-nucleotide messenger RNA. Its product is annotated as sarcoplasmic/endoplasmic reticulum calcium ATPase 1-like. The transcript is spliced from 19 exons. Gene Ontology annotation, biological process: intracellular calcium ion homeostasis; calcium ion transmembrane transport. Gene Ontology annotation, molecular function: ATP hydrolysis activity; ATP binding; P-type calcium transporter activity. The record is from RefSeq and is a predicted model, not a curated record. NCBI's taxonomy places the organism in Eukaryota, Metazoa, Chordata, Testudines, Geoemydidae. The coding region runs from base 157 to 2796 and encodes 879 amino acids. Gene Ontology annotation, cellular component: membrane.
GUGCUGGCCUGGUUUGAGGAAGGUGAGGAGACAGUCACUGCAUUUGUGGAGCCAUUUGUCAUUCUGCUGAUCCUCAUCGCCAAUGCCAUUGUAGGAGUCUGGCAGGAGAGGAACGCUGAAAACGCCAUCGAGGCCCUGAAGGAGUAUGAACCCGAGAUGGGCAAGGUGUACCGUGCAGACAGGAAAUCUGUGCAGAGAAUCAAGGCCCGGGACAUGGUCCCUGGCGACAUUGCCGAGGUGGCUGUGGGUGACAAGGUGCCAGCUGACAUCCGGAUCAUCUCCAUCAAAUCCACCACCCUGCGUGUGGACCAGUCCAUCCUGACAGGUGAGUCUGUCUCUGUUAUCAAGCACACGGACCCUGUCCCGGACCCUCGCGCUGUCAACCAGGACAAGAAGAACAUGCUCUUCUCGGGCACCAAUGUGGCAGCUGGCAAGGCUGUGGGCAUCGUCAUUGCCACAGGGGUGGCCACCGAGAUCGGGAAGAUCCGGGAUGAAAUGGCAGCCACAGAGCAGGAGAAGACGCCGCUGCAGCAGAAACUGGAUGAAUUCGGGGAGCAGCUCUCCAAGGUCAUCUCGCUCAUCUGCGUGGCCGUCUGGCUCAUCAAUAUUGGCCACUUCAACGACCCUGUCCACGGUGGCUCCUGGAUCCGCGGUGCCAUCUACUACUUCAAGAUCGCCGUGGCCCUGGCCGUGGCCGCCAUUCCUGAAGGUCUCCCCGCCGUCAUCACCACCUGCCUGGCCCUGGGCACCCGCCGCAUGGCCAAGAAGAACGCCAUUGUCCGGAGCCUGCCAUCUGUGGAGACGCUGGGCUGCACCUCAGUCAUCUGCUCUGACAAGACCGGCACCCUCACCACCAACCAGAUGUCCGUGUGCAAGAUGUUUGUUGUUGAGAAGGUGGAGGGAGAUGUCUGUUCCCUGAAUGAAUUCAGCAUCACUGGCUCCACCUAUGCCCCUGAGGGAGAAGUGCUGAAGAAUGACAAGCAUGUGAAGGCUGGGCAGUACGAUGGGCUGGUUGAACUGGCCACUAUCUGUGCCCUCUGCAAUGACUCCUCCCUGGAUUACAAUGAGGCCAAGGGUGCCUAUGAGAAGGUGGGGGAAGCCACCGAGACGGCGUUGACCUGCCUGGUGGAGAAGAUGAAUGUUUUCAACACAGAUGUGCGGAGCCUGUCCAAGGUGGAGCGCGCCAAUGCCUGCAACUCUGUGAUUAAGCAGCUGAUGAAGAAGGAGUUCACCCUGGAGUUCUCCCGUGACCGGAAGUCCAUGUCCGUAUACUGCUCCCCGGCCAAGGCCUCCCGCGCAGCUGUCAGCAACAAGAUGUUCAUCAAGGGUGCCCCUGAGGGGGUUAUCGACCGUUGUAACUAUGUCCGAGUGGGCACCACCCGUGUCCCCCUCACACCCCUGGUGAAAGACAAGCUCUUGACCGUCAUCAAGGAGUGGGGGACGGGGCGGGACACACUGCGCUGCCUGGCCCUGGCCACGCGUGACACCCCCCACAGGAGAGAGGACAUGGUGCUGGAGGACUCCACCAAGUUUGUUGAGUAUGAGGUGGACCUGACCUUUGUGGGCUGCGUGGGGAUGCUGGACCCACCCCGGAAGGAGGUGAUGGGCUCCAUCCAGCUGUGCCGUGACGCCGGCAUCCGUGUCAUCAUGAUCACUGGAGACAACAAGGGCACAGCCAUUGCCAUCUGCCGCCGCAUCGGGAUCUUCACCGAGGACGAGGAGGUGACGGGCAGGGCCUACACAGGCCGUGAGUUUGAUGACCUGCCCCCCGCCGAGCAGCGUGAGGCCUGUAAGCGGGCCUGCUGCUUCGCCCGUGUCGAGCCCGCCCACAAGUCCAAGAUCGUGGAGUUCCUGCAGUCCUUUGAUGAGAUCACAGCCAUGACAGGCGAUGGGGUGAAUGACGCCCCUGCACUGAAGAAGGCCGAGAUUGGCAUCGCCAUGGGCUCUGGCACGGCCGUGGCCAAGACGGCCUCCGAGAUGGUCUUGGCUGACGACAACUUCUCCACCAUUGUGUCCGCCGUGGAGGAGGGCAGGGCCAUCUACAACAACAUGAAGCAGUUCAUCCGCUACCUCAUUUCCUCCAAUGUGGGCGAGGUCGUCUGUAUCUUUCUCACAGCCGCCCUGGGCCUUCCAGAAGCCUUGAUCCCCGUGCAGCUGCUGUGGGUGAACCUGGUGACUGAUGGGCUCCCGGCCACUGCCCUGGGCUUCAACCCCCCAGACCUGGACAUCAUGGACAAGCCGCCCCGCAGCCCCAAGGAGCCCCUCAUCAGUGGCUGGCUCUUCUUCCGCUACAUGGCCAUUGGCGGCUACGUUGGAGCUGCUACAGUGGGUGCCGCUGCCUGGUGGUUCCUCUAUGCAGAGGAUGGUCCUGGCGUCACCUAUCACCAGCUGUCCCAUUUCAUGCAGUGCACAGAGGAAAAUGUGGACUUCGAGGGGCUGGAUUGUGAAGUGUUUGAGUCGCCUGUGCCCAUGACCAUGGCCCUGUCUGUGCUGGUCACCAUAGAGAUGUGCAACGCCCUCAACAGCCUGUCUGAGAACCAGUCCCUGGUCCGCAUGCCGCCCUGGGUGAACAUCUGGCUGCUGAGCUCCAUCUGCCUGUCCAUGUCCCUGCACUUCGUCAUCCUCUACGUCGAUCCCCUGCCCAUGAUCUUCAAACUGACACCGCUGGACCUGACCCACUGGCUCGUGGUGCUGAAGAUCUCGUUCCCCGUCAUCCUCCUGGAUGAGGUGCUGAAAUUUGUCGCCCGGGACUACCUGGAAGUGGGUUUAGAAGACCCGAAGAGGAGGAAGAAGUGACACCUCUGGCCACUAGAAAAACUGCAUCUUCACCCCAACAGUGAAGAACCCCUCGGUGCCCCCUCGCCUCCCCAUGAACCUCAGCCACCCCCUCUUAUUUAACAGCUGCUCCCCUCCACCAAAGGCUGCAAGCAGCCCUCUCUCUCCUCCCCCAGCCGGGUGGGGUGGACAUCAUGGGGGUUUGCGUGCUGCGUUUGGAGAAUGGGGGAAAGCUCCCCCUUGCAAACACCCUGCCCUCCUCCCGGCCUUCUAGCUACUUUGCUUCUGUACAUUUUGAGCUGCUAGUCUGUCCUAGCGGCCUCUGCCCAUCCCACCUUCCCCCCAUUUCCUUGCUGGGCACCCAGCCCGUUCACUGUGUUACCAGCUCACACCCAGUGACCUCCU